Molecule: messenger RNA, 2023 nt
Organism: Lampris incognitus (smalleye Pacific opah)
Lineage: Eukaryota; Metazoa; Chordata; Actinopteri; Lampriformes; Lampridae
Gene: ccng1
Product: cyclin G1
Exons: 6
Coding region: 188-1087 (299 amino acids)
Biological process (GO): mitotic cell cycle phase transition; regulation of cyclin-dependent protein serine/threonine kinase activity
Cellular component (GO): nucleus; cytoplasm; cyclin-dependent protein kinase holoenzyme complex
Molecular function (GO): cyclin-dependent protein serine/threonine kinase regulator activity
Source: RefSeq, a predicted model, not a curated record
CAUAGCCCUUUCCCCAUCGCCUUACGCCAAGGGUAGGGGGUGUGCAUAGGCGAAACGUUUACCUAUGCUUAAAACUUUCCUUUAUAAACUUUCAUACUGACGCUUUAGCACAUUUUUGAACCUUUGUUGCUUUGAUAACUUCAAACCCAUUUUCCACCGCUGCUUUUUCAUACCACAACGAGCUAAGAUGAUUGACACAGUGACAGCACCGGCACCAUUGCCCUUUACAGCUCAGCUGAAAGUUUUGAUGGAUCAGGAGGGCCGCUACCAGCCCAAGUUGAGUGGCUUGAGGCUUAUUGAAGGGGCACAUGACAAUGGCUUAAGAAUGACCACAAGACUAAGAGACUUUGAGGUGAAGGACCUGCUCUCUCUGACUAGGUUCUUUGGCUUCAGUUCUGAGACAUUCUCCCUGGCUGUCAGCUUGCUGGAUCGCUUCCUCUCUGUAAUGAAGAUCCAGCCAAAGCACCUGUCUUGUGUGGGCUUGUGCUGUUUCUAUCUUGCUGUGAAGUCCACUGAAGAGGAGAAGAAUGUACCCCUGGCAAAUGAGCUCAUCCGCAUCAGCCAGAAUCGCUUCACUGUGUCUGACAUGAUGAGGAUGGAGAAGAUCAUCAUGGAGAAGCUCCACUGGAAGGUGAAGGCUCCUACAGCUCUUCGCUUUCUCCGCCUCUUUCAUCACCACAUCCAAGAGCAGUUUGAUAAUGAGAGCAAGAAGAUACUGAGCCUGGAGAGACUGGAAGCCCAACUUAAAGCUUGUCACUGCUCUUUUGUUUUCUCUAAAGUUAAGCCAUCUCUGCUUGCUCUGGCUCUGUUGUGUCUUGAAGUCCAGGAACAACAUGACCCUGAGCACGUCCACAAGAUAUCAGAGACCCUGCAUAGUCUGCAGCAACAUCUGAGUAUCAGAGAUGGAGAACUGGUUUGUGUGAGGGAAUUGGCUGCAAAAUGCCUUGUUGAGUAUGCUACUACCAAGUGCUCCAAGCCCAACAGGCAGAGACUUCGCUGGAUCAUUUCGGGGAGAACAGCGCGCCAGCUAAAACACAGUUACUACAAAAUAGCUCACCUUCCCACCAUACCAGAGUCAGUUUGUUAACGUUAAGGCUGAAGUACACAUGUACUCAAGUAAUGACAUUGAGUACUUUCUUAUGCUCACAGGGUCACCCAUUUGUAUUUACCAUGUAUUCCUUACAGAACUGCAUUAAGGAUGAUGGAGUUCUUUAAGGAAAGCUGAAAUUAUUCCCCUUUCAAGUUUUUUGCUCCCUUAUCUUGCUUUGAAUAAGUGCUGUGUAUUCCAUCUGCCCUAAUGACAGGUAAUAACAUCCUGUCAGGUGGGUUCAUCUGACAUCUAGCAAAUUUUUUCUUUUCCUGGUUGAAUUGCUUGCAUGAAGUGAACAGUAUGUUCUUGUUUGAAUCUGUACCAAAAUACAUUGGUAUUCCCUGGCACGGGUUGCUGGUUUUAAGCUAAUAAGUAUAGAACCACCUAGGUCUUCAGUCCACUAUGUGGAAGAAGAGGGAGAAGGGUUUUGUGAACAGCAAAAAAACGGAACCAAGAAAUCGGGCCCAAAACCCUUAACUCCCACCCUAGGUUGCUAAACUGUCCUAAAUGCACACUCCUACCCAAGGUGAUUAAAACUUUUUUUUUUUUUUUUGGUUUGAUACAGUGGCAGGAGUCAUGGUUUUUUCCAGUGAUGACCCUGGCAUGUAUGGUGAGCUCAUAGGAGCUUGGUGUUGCCCUUGCUGAAGGUUACAGAUGAGUUGUUUUCACAAGUUAUUCUUGAAAUGUGAAACCCUAGAGAAGAACUACCGUGAAUUCUUUGAUUCCACUUGGGAAAUAAAAACUAAAAUUUAGUCUUUAACAAAUAUAACCCUAUCUGGAAUUUGAAUUUCUUUUUGCCAAUCUACCUUCUUAUUUAGAACGUGUUUGUUGGCAAUAGGAUGUAAUGUGUUCUGAAAUUUAAGUAAUGGUUGAUUGCAUCCUCUGGUUACCUGAUGUACUUGGACCUUUCAAUAAAACUUUAUUGAAAAGCUA